AUUACUUCUAUGUUCUUCCUUCCCAUAUCUCUGUUAUCCUUUCUUCUUUUCUCUGAUCCAUUCCCCAUGGCUACUGCAAUCAACCACUGCAAUUUCAUAUGCAAACCUCCAAUCCCUGCUCCUUCAAUCCACCCUAAGUUCCUUCCCCUUCAUUCCCUUUCUUCUUCUUUACCUAAUUUUCACACGAAAAACCAUUCGUCUCACAUGAGAGUAUCCUCUCAUGAGAAUCAGCGACGUUUCAUCACGAAAGCCACAGCAGCUUCAGAUGCAAAGAGAAAAGAAAAAUCAGACGAAAGAGUUCAGCGUGUCCACAGCAUUGAAGAGUUCGACGAAGCACUAGAAUCAGCAAAAGAUAAACUGGUUGUGGUAGAAUACGCGAGCAGAGACAGUUCAGAGAGCAUAGAGAUAUAUCCUUUCUUAGUUGAACUAAGUAGAACAUGUAACGACGUUGAGUUCGUUCUGGUAAUGGGAGACGAAUCAGAGAAAACAAAAGAACUAUGUAAAAGAGAGAAAGUAGAAAAAGUACCUCACUUCAGUUUCUACAAGAGUAAGGAGAAGAUACACGAAGAGGAAGGGAUUGGUCCAGAUCAGUUAGUUGGAGAUGUGUUAUACUACGGUGAUAACCAUUCAGGUGUGGUGCAACUGCAUAGCAGAGAGGAUGUUGAGAAAGUGAUUGAGGAUCAUAAGAUUGAUAAGAAACUAAUAGUACUUGAUGUUGGGCUUAAACAUUGUGGGCCGUGUGUAAAGGUUUAUCCAACGGUGAUAAAGCUAUCGAGACAAAUGAGUGAUACGGUUGUGUUUGCGAGGAUGAAUGGGGAUGAGAAUGAGAGCUGUAUGGAGUUUUUGAGGGACAUGGAAGUAAUUCAGGUUCCAACUUUUCUUUUCAUUAGAGAUGGUCAGAUUCGUGGAAGGUAUGUUGGUUCAGGGAAAGGAGAGCUCAUUGGGGAAAUCCUCAGGUACCAAGGGGUUCGUGUCACUUAUUAAAUACAUCUAUCUCAUAUGUGUAUUUAUCAACUUAAUUAAACAUUAUGCCUAAUUGGUCACAUAGCAGCAAUACUUAGGGAUUUUCUCCUUUUCUUUCAUUUUAUGUUCACUGGAUUUGCUUCCUUGUCAUUUCACAAUAUAUUUCUUUACAAUACCAUUGCUCGUUGGGUAUUCA
Molecule: messenger RNA, 1159 nt
Organism: Cicer arietinum (chickpea)
Lineage: Eukaryota; Viridiplantae; Streptophyta; Magnoliopsida; Fabales; Fabaceae
Product: thioredoxin-like protein CDSP32, chloroplastic
Molecular function (GO): oxidoreductase activity, acting on a sulfur group of donors, disulfide as acceptor
Source: RefSeq, a predicted model, not a curated record